Seriola dumerili (greater amberjack) is the source of this 1363-nucleotide messenger RNA. RefSeq names its product ATP synthase, H+ transporting, mitochondrial Fo complex subunit C3 (subunit 9) (gene atp5mc3a). Lineage: Eukaryota; Metazoa; Chordata; Actinopteri; Carangiformes; Carangidae. Bases 139 to 558 code for a protein of 139 amino acids. Gene Ontology annotation, biological process: proton motive force-driven ATP synthesis; proton transmembrane transport. Gene Ontology annotation, molecular function: proton transmembrane transporter activity. The transcript is spliced from 5 exons. The record is from RefSeq and is a predicted model, not a curated record.
UGAUGGCAGUUUGAAUGAGAAAGUAAUCUGUAAGAAAUCCCUUUUCAUCCUCUCUCUAAACUUAGCAUUGCAGCGCAAAAAGAGACCCGGGCUUCAACCAGAUUUGACGGAACCGGUUAAAACAACCCAAAGUAGAAAAUGUACGCCUGUGCAAAGUUCGUCUCCACGCCGGCAUUGGUCCGUGCUGGUUCCCGGGCUCUUUACAGACCCCUGUCUGCCUCUGUGCUGUCCAGGCCUGAGACCAAAUCAGAGAGCAGUGUUGCUGUGAUGCCACAGAGCCCCCUCACCCAGGUCUCACUGAGGGGCUUCCAGACCAGUGCCGUCAGCAGGGACAUUGACACUGCUGCCAAGUUUAUCGGAGCUGGAGCUGCCACAGUCGGAGUAGCUGGAUCCGGUGCAGGAAUUGGGACAGUGUUUGGCAGUCUCAUCAUCGGCUAUGCUAGGAACCCAUCUCUGAAGCAGCAGCUGUUCUCAUAUGCCAUCCUGGGAUUUGCCCUGUCUGAAGCUAUGGGACUGUUCUGUUUGAUGGUUGCUUUCCUUAUCCUGUUUGCUAUGUAAAAAGAUCUGCUGUCAUACGACACUUUCAUUACAGAUGUGACUACAUAUUUUAUUGUGGCUACCAAAAUUGUUCCGUGUUGGUGUCAUGGAAAUGUACAUUUUCAAGUCUUUCAGACACUGUCAAAAUAAGCAAAACAUGUAUCGUACGAAUGUAAGGAAUUACGUGAUUAAAAUACAUGUUUUUGACUAUUUAACAAUGGCAGUAACUUUUAUGCCUGGAAUAUCAUGCUAGCACAACAGAACGUGGUCUGCUUUCAUGAAUGCCAUCUUUGAAGCAGCUUAGACUUGCCAUGCAUCAGCCUUGUUUUCUCAGAGCAUCACAUGCAAGCUUUUGGGGUCCACCUUAAUGAGUACUUGGUUCAGCUGAAGUUAAAUAGUUAUGUAAUUAGGCAGCAAGUGAGUGCUUGCUUUUGUAAAUGGCAUUGAAUAAAUCUAGACAGUUAAGUUAAAUAACGGGUUUUGACUUUUUUUAAUGUCAUGAAUGAAAGUACUUGCUGGGUUGUUUCAAAAACUGAUAGUCUGUAAUUUAGGCUAAUAGGACUGAACUUUGUUACAACCUGAAACAGUCAAUCAAUUUAAAAAUGUCAGUUUUAGUCCUGUAUUAUUGUUUGGGUCAUUUAUCAAGCACUAAAAACCCUAGAAUUUUAUGUUUCCAACUUCUCCAAACUCUUUUAGUUUUCCCAUCUUUUUGUACCAUCUUUUAUGCUGAUGAUCUUUAGAUGUCUAUUAAAUGAAGCCAUUACUGCAGAUGAAAAUGAGUAGUUGUGGCCCUAAACUUGGUGAUUAAAACAGAUUAUAUAAUUGA